This is a messenger RNA of Onychostoma macrolepis, 5756 nucleotides long. Its product is annotated as sialoadhesin-like. NCBI's taxonomy places the organism in Eukaryota, Metazoa, Chordata, Actinopteri, Cypriniformes, Cyprinidae. The coding region runs from base 170 to 952 and encodes 260 amino acids. The record is from RefSeq and is a predicted model, not a curated record. The transcript is spliced from 5 exons.
AUUCAGUUAGAUUUGUUCGAACUGCUUUCUCACUGAAUCACUUACUUUCUCAGACAGUAAAACAAUAUAGGGAUAUUUAACAACACUGAAGAUAAAGAGGAUAUUUACCUACCAUCAGCUGAAAUAAAAAGGUGUGCUGUUGUUUGAUGCGCUGGCAUGGGAAGUGAGAAUGCCAAAAGACAUUCACGGCUUCAAAGGUUCCUGCUUAGUUAUACCAUGCUCUUACUACUACAGCUCAAACCCACCCCAAAACCCACGUAGAGUUGUGUGGUAUCAGUGGGUUUCUUGGGGCUAUCCUUUAGUUUACGAUCCAUUGUAUCCAAAAUAUGUCAUUAAGAAGUUCAAAGGAAAAACUGAUUUAUUUGGAAACUCAAGUUGGGAUUGCAGUCUGCUGAUCAAAAAUCUGGAUCAGGUCCAUCAUGGAGAGGCAUUAUACGCAUGGAUUGACCCUGAAAACGUUAGCUGGCGCACCUACAAGUUUUAUGACGUCACCUCCACAAUUCUUGUUGACGCAAGUCCACCGCAGCCCAGCAUCAAGAUCUAUGGAGGUGUUCAGAUGGGGGACACCAUCACUGUAGUGUGUUCGACUUUACACAAGUGUCCAUACAGCAAACCGAACAUCACUCUCAACAAUAUUGAAGGAUCUGAUGAAACAGACAGUGAGCAUAUUGAAGACGGCCUGUGGAAAUUCAGUCUGACACGCACAUCUGUCACAAAUGCAGAAAACCUGACUAUUGAGUGUACUGUAACAUAUUAUGGCGGCAUAACAGUUACAGCUAUGAAGAGCAAAAAUGCACAAUCCCCUGGCGAUGAAGAAACAGACGUACCCGUUCCACUUAAGCCUGAUUGGCUUUACAUCCUAGUGCCCUCGCUUGUGUGCAUCCUUGCUUGCAUACUUGCUGGUGUCAUCAUAUACAAGAGUCGACACCGUUCCUCACAUUGUCAUUAUUGAUUUUAGACAGACCCCUGGUGAUGUGCAAGGAUCUGAACAGAGGGUAUGUAUGACAUGUUCACUUCUUUUCAUUAAGUUGACAAUACUGUGUUUUGUUAAUUCAACACUUGCAAUAAUAGUUUUCUUAAUAGUUAUCUCCUCCAUAUUUACAGUUUAUGGCAUGUCCAACACGGAAACUCGGCCCUCCAAAUUAAGUUUCCCAAUUGUAAAUAUGACUUGAGAGGUUGUUCUGGUCCAAUUUCUGACUAAGAAACUCAUGUCAAGUCACUUCACCUUUAUUUCUAUAGCGCUUUAUAUAAUACAGAUCAUUUCAAAGCAGCUCUACAGUGACAGACAAGAAAAUAGUGAUUCAAUGAUGCAAACAAUAUUCAAUUCUGCUGUAAAGCAGCACUAAAAAGACAAUAGUAAACAGUCAUUAUUCACUUGAAAUCAGUUCAUUGUUUAAACUCCAUUCUGGUAGCACAUAAAGCAGCAUUAACUUUAUAAGUAGAGUGUCAAAAUAAAAGUCCCAAUGCUGCUUGAAGACCUUUAGCUAACUGUUGCCGUAUUUGUUUUAUUUUUUUUUUUUUUUUACCAUGCACCUCGGUGAGCCAAAAUCCCACUCACAGGGUUCCCACGGGUCCUUGAAAUCCUUGAAAAUUUGUGAAUCUGAUUAAAAAUUUUCAAGGCCCUGGAAAGUUUUUGAAAAUAAACAAACAUAGAUACAGGUCCUUGAAAAUUCCAUAUUAUUCCCUCCGGUCCGCUAAUUUCGCCAACACUUUGUGGCAUAUGCAUACUAGCUUGCUUGAUUUACGUUAGUUAUGCACAUUUAUGCGUUACGUUAAGUGUUUCCUAUGUGAGGUACUUUGUGUUGUUCGUUGCCAUGACGUUCACACGCACACGAAACUACUAAGAUGGUACCUCAGCGUUUCACAGAGACACCGUGAAACAUUGCAAAAAUAGGCUGAAACCACUGAAACGUGAUGCCUGGAAAAUGCAAGUUUCAAGAUAUUUGGCUCACCAAAGAAGAUUACAAAGAAUGGCUUGCCAGAGAUCCAAAGGAUGUAAUGUUGUAUUGCUUUGCUUGUUAAAAUAAUGAAAAGCCAUGAGGCAAGAAAAACUUAAGAAUAUUCAUAUAUCUUAAAACUUCUGGUUACAUGAGCCUAAGCUCUUUUCAAUAAAAUCCAUGCAAAAGUUAAUAUCAGAUCAUUUUAGAAUACAGUAUAGUAUGUACAAAGUAUUAUUCAGUUUUAUGCAAAACAGAAAUACGACAAAUAGAAUAUCAGAUUUCUGUCAUAUGGACAAAAAAAAAAAAAAGCUUUUUUGCAUAGUUGUGUUUGAGACAUGAAAACUGUAACAAUGUAUCUUACAAGGUGACAUGAUGUAACCUUGCUCUCACUUGAACUGUGUCCCCACAUUAAGUCCUUGAAUUUGAGGGUAUUGGACCUGGAAAGUCCUUGAAUUUGAAGUUAACCAAGGUGUGGGAACCCUGCACUCAGUGCGUUUAUUAUUUAUCUCUAAUAUUACAUUAAACAUUGGAAAACACACUCAGAUUCAAUAAUAAAUAUUCAUACUUUAUUAAUUAAUUAAUAUUUUAUUAAUUCAUUAAUUAAAUUAAUAUUUUAUUGACUGACCUCUGGCUCUCAGUUUAAUCUCAAAAUAUUCCAUUACAGGUUACGAUUAUGAAUCUUACCAAUAUGGAUUAAGUCACUCUAAUCGUAAUGAACAAAACAAGGUUCAACACAGUUUUUAUCUUUUUGAUUAUGCAGAACUGAAAUAAAAAUUAAGCAAUGCUCAAAAUAAGAUGUAUAGCAUAUACUUUCAUAAAUCUAUUGUGACGUCAGUAGAUUGAAAUGACUUAAAAUGAUUUUGUAUAACCAUAAAGGAAUGUGCAUUAUUUGCAGGUUGAGGCGUCGCUAGUGAGGGGAAAAGUGACAUUGAGUCCCGGGGGGGGGGUCCACAACUAUCCCUCAAGAGUGCUUUAGCGGCUUUAGACCCACUGUAUGUCAUAUGUCUUUGAAUAUCAGUUGUAACACAGUCACGUUUUCCAACAGAUCUUAAAAAAUACUUUUUUCACAAACAUUCAGACAUAUUUCUCGCAUAUUUUAUUGACAAAAUUGUAAAAAUGUAAUGUACGUUAAACGUCUGUUCUUUUUUUAUUAUAUUUGCUUGUGAUUUAAUCCAAUUACUUUUACUAAGUAAUGUAAAUAUCGCCAUCUUACUAUGUAAGUAUCGCCAUCUAAAUGAAAUGUUUGAAACAGGAUAACCAGAUCUACAACAUAAGUUUCAUAUAGUAACCAGAUGUAUCGCUCAUGUGUGAAAACUAAACCCAAUCUCCAUUAUACUCAUACACACAUGAGGCUCAUAAACAAACACUGAUUGUUGCCCUUCAUGAAAAACUUUUCAGAACUCACAACCUUCAUUUUUGAUGAAAACACCAUGUAUUUUCUCACAUUGAGAGCGGAGGACAAUGAAAUCAACCCUCGAAUCGAUUUAAUUAGCGUGUCUGUUCAAGCUUGAAACAUGUUUGGAGUUUGUCUGAUUAACUUUAUGAAGUGAUUUUUUUAAUGUGCAGGCUUUGCUUUAUUUUAUUGGUUGCUAUUGACACAGCAUGCAUGUACUUGGGGUCUUUGAGACUCUAAACAUGGACAUUUAAUGCAUAUUAUCAAAUAACAUUAAAGCAUCGGAUUUAUGCUUCCUGACAAGUAUAUUUGGAGCUAUUCAAAUGUUUUGUUUGGAGUCCCUUGGCCCAGAUGGUUUAUUAAAAUGACUCAACAUCCAGCUUUUGUUUAACAUUAUUUGCACCGCUUUGUACAUAAAUGAACAAAGCAGUGCAUAAAUUUUAAUAAAAGGUCUCAGAAGGAACAAAAAGAACAAAAGUUGUGCUAGUAAACACCUGCAGGAUCAUUCAGGAGACAGAAACGCACACGGUCACGCUGGAAACCUUUUAAUUAGCGCUAAUUAUCUUAGCAGAGAAUGUGGAAGGGCGUGAGAGGGUUGGUGUUUGUAAGUGAGAGAUCAAAGAUGGUGUUCCUGAUGGAGCGGCUGAGAUAAUGAGGCCCGGGAGAGAUGAUGCACUUCCGGAGCGAACGUAUCGCUCCUGAUAAUGCCCCUUAAACUAUUAGUGCCUAAAUUAUCCAUUAGAUAAUGCAGAUUUCUCGUGCUUUUACCUUCCUUUUGUUUCCGUGAUCUUUAAGUGAUUUUAAGUGGUUUCUGAAACAAGGAUACUUUUCAUUUUGCUGCUAGUUGAGUUCUGGUCAUAGAUGAGCAAAGUUUGAGCAGAGGCACUUUACAUAUUGCAACUGUUGUGUGCAUUUAUUAUAAUCCAAUAGAAGUUAGCCAUUCUCAGCUGUAUCAUAGUCAACAUGUAGUAGAUGUGUUUUCAGUGACUCCUACUGGCAGGCGACUGUGGAGAUUGAGACACAAACGUUUGUCUGUCUGUCUGUUUCCAUUUGUUAACAUUAGUUAACUAAAUUAGUUUACGGAAGCUUGAUUCCAACAUGGAAUAAAAAAUAUGUAUUACAUAAAACAUGCAUAACAAUAUAUUACAUAAAACAGACAUACAAAUAUAUAUAUAAUUUUGACUUGUGUCAAAAUUCAGACCUUUUUUCUUGCAGUUCUGAGAAAAUAGUGAGAAAUAAACUCAGAAUUGAGUUUUCCACAAAAAAAAAAAACAUCAAGAAUUGUGAGAUAUAAACUUGUAAUUCUAAAACAAAGUAAAAUUGCAAGAUAUAAACUAAGAAUUGCAAGUUUAUAAAAAAAAAUUAUGAAAAAAAAAUUAAGAAUUGCGAGAUAUAAACGUUCAAUUCUAAAAAAGUCACAAUUGCGAGAUAUAAACUCGCAAUUCUAAAAAAUAUCACAAUUGCUAGAUAAACUAAGAAUUGCGAGAUAUACACUCAUAUUUGCAAGAUAUAAACUGGUAAUUCUACAAAACAAAAUUAAGAAUUGUGAGACAAACUUGCAAUUCUAAAAAAGUCAGAAUUGCAAGAUAUAAACUAAGAAUUGUGAUAUAUACAUUCGCAAUUUAAAAAAAUCGGAAUUGUGAUAUAUAAACUAAGAAUUGCAAAUAAAAAAAAAUGUAAUUAUUAAAAAUAAGAACUUGCGAGAUAUAAGCUCAGAAUUGCAAAAUAUAAACUCGCAAUUUAAAAAAGUCGGAAUUGCAAGAUAUAAACUAAGAAUUGCAAGUUUAUAAAAAAAAAAAUGUUGGUAAAAAAAAAUUAAGAAUUGCGAGAUACUGCAUAAACUCACAAUUCUACAAAACAAAAUUAACAAUUGUGAGACAAAUGUGCGACUCUAAAAAAAAUAAAAAAGGCAGAAUUGCAAGAUAUAAACUAAGAAUUGUGAGAAAUGCACUUGCAAUAAAAAAAAUCAGAAUUGCGAUAUUUAAACUAAGAACUUUAAGCAAAUUUAUUUUAAAAAUGUAUUAAAAAAAUUAAGAAUUUGCGAGAAUUGCAAGCUUAUAAAAAGAAAAUUGGUAAAAAAAAUUAAGAAUUGCGAAAUAUAAACUUGCAAUUGUACAAAAAAAUUGAAUUGCGAGAUAUAAACUCGCAAUUCUAAAAACGUCAGAAUUGCUAGAUAAACUAAGAAUUGCGAGAUAUACACUCAUAUUUGCAAGAUAUUCUGACAAUUCUACAAAACAAAAUAUAAGAAUUGUGAGACAAACUUGCAAGAUAUAAACUAAGAAUUACAAAUUUAUAAAAAUGUAAUUAUUAAAAAUAAGAAUUUGCGAGAUAUAAGCUCAGAACUGCAAGAUAUAAAUUAAGAAUUGCAAGUUUAUAAAGUUUAUUUAUUUUUGUAAAAAUAAUUAAGAAUUGUGAAUUUGUUG